UCAAACAAAACAAAACUUUCGUAUGUUUGUGGGAUUAGCGGCCCAGGCCCAGAUUACACUAUUCAAUUUAAAGUAUACCGUGACUCAACAUCUAGAAAAGCAAAGAAAAAUGUGUUGGCUUGAAUCAUACACAAUUCAAUUUAACGGACAUAGACUUUGAUAAUUACCAGAAAACAUUCAAAUACCUAGCGGUCAUAAAACCGCGGUAUGUUUCCGCAAAAAUCGAAAAAUAUCGAUCUGAAAUAAAAUCUAAACAGUUUCCGAUCCAGAUUAGGCUGAAUAAGGUGUUUACUGUUGCCUUUCCUGUUUUAAAAAGUCAAACUGUAAACAAACAUGGUUGAAGCGAAACGUCAAAAUCAGUCGGUCGCCGAAAGCGGCGCGGCGCGGUGUCGCAUUGUUUAUCGAUAAUGGUGUAUUUUCCGGUGCGAAAGUGCUACCAAGCGGCCAAAGUUCUCGUGUUGGUUGUGCUGGUGGUGACUAUCCUAGCUUUAUUCGAGCAGUGGCGAGGGGGCAAGAGGAAUGCGCGAGCCGCGUACUCCGACCCCUUGGAAGCAGAGUACGAGAGGGAGAUAUUAGAGGAUGAGGCUCGCAUCAUCCCCGGUCUCGGAGAAGGUGGAGCCGCAGCGCACCUCAUAGGAGAGGAAAAGAAGCUCGGUGAGGAGUCCGAGAAGAAGCUGGCGAUUAAUGUGUACCUCAGUGACAGAAUACCGUACAACAGGACUUUGAAAGACUUCCGCAACCCAGCGUGCAAGCGAGUCAUAUACGACUCCGAGCUGCCCUCCGCCUCCGUCAUCCUGAUAUUCCAUAAUGAGCCUUAUUCCGUGGUCGUAAGGACCAUUUGGAGCGUCGUGAACAGCGCCAGGAGGAGCAACCCCUGGUUCCAGAAUGCCAACUUCGUGGACCGGCAGACCGGCAGGGAUAUGGGGACAGGCUACCCCGGCCAGGACCCGAACUCUCCCUUCGUAUACUUGAAGGAGAUCAUCCUGGUUGACGACAACUCCACGCUGCCGGAGCUGAAGGGCAAGCUGAGUCACUACGUGCGCACGCGCCUGCCGCCAGACCUCAUCCGGAUACUGCGCCUGCCGGACCGCGUCGGGUUGACGCGCGCGCGGCUGGCGGGCGCCCGCUACGCCGCCGGUGACGUCAUCGUGUUCCUGGACUCGCACUGCGAGAGCCAGCCGGACUGGCUGCGGCCGCUGCUGCAAGCCAUCAAGGACAGGCCCCACGCCGUCGUCGUCCCCAUCAUUGACGUCAUCGAGUCCACCAAUUUCUACUACAGCGUGCUCGACGCCACCACUUUUCAGGUGGGUGGGUUCUCCUUCAUGGGGCACUUCACGUGGACCGACGUGCCGGAGCGAGAGAAGAAGAGGCGAGGGUCCGACAUCUCGCCUACUUGGUCCCCGACGAUGGCGGGCGGUCUGUUCGCCAUCAGCCGCUCGUACUUCUGGGAACUCGGCGCCUACGACGAGCAGAUGGGCGGCUGGGGCGGAGAGAACCUCGAGAUGUCCUUCCGGAUAUGGCAGUGUGGCGGCACUCUGGAGACGAUACCUUGCUCUCGCGUCGGGCAUGUGUUCCGCAGCUUCCACCCGUACGGCAUGCCCGCAUACAUGGACACGCAUGGUAUAAACACGGCGCGCAUGGCGGAGGUCUGGAUGGACGAGUACGCCGAGCUGUUCUACCUGCACCGGCCUGACCUCAGGAACAACCCCAAGAUAGGCGACGUGACCCACCGCAAGGUCCUCCGCGAGAAGCUAAAGUGCAAGAGUUUCCAGUGGUACCUCGACAACAUCUACAAGGAGAAGUUCGUGCCCGUCAGGGACGUCUACGGAUACGGCAGAUUCAAGAACGACGCCACGCAGAUGUGCCUGGACACCCUCCAGCGCGAGGCGGAGGCGUCCCCGCUGGGCUGCUACCCGUGCCACCCCGAGCUGCAGGCCACGCAGUACUUCUCCUUCUCGCUCACCGGGGAGCUGCGCGACGAGUUCAACUGUGCCACUGUGCAGCCGUCCAGACUACAGGCGGAGUCCCGCACGUCGGAGGUGGUCCGGCCCGUGGUGAUGACGGCGUGCCACGGCAACGGGCGCGAGCAGAAGUGGCGGCGGCUGGCGAGCGGCCAGCUGCAGCACGCCGCCACGCGCCUGUGCCUGGACGCGCCGCGCGACGUGGCCGACGUGCGCGCCACGCUCUGCCGCCCCGACGCCGCCACGCAGUACUGGGCCAUAGACUACACCGAGGAUAAUAACUUCCAUGCUAGUGACUUGAGGUUCGGCCCCGAGAGGGAACAGAGGCUCAACAGACUGCGCGGACAAAGACGUAUAUCCCGGUCGCUGCUGUCGUACCCGGAGACCAGCGGCAACGUGCUGGAGGACACGCGCCGCGACGACGGGGACAACGGGACCAUCCGCCGACACACGCACAAGCACCAGCAGGGCAAGCACCACAAGCGCCACGGCCGCAAGCGAAGCCGCUCCAGCAAGAAGAGGACCAAGAACAAGUUCAUCCUGAAGAUCCUCAGGACCCUGAUGAACGGCACCGAGGAGCACCUGGAGGUCGACAUCCACUGCAAGCACCGCCAGCUGUUCCCCAACAACAGCUUCGUGAGGGACCUCGUCACUAUACUCAAUGAGAAGAAUGUCAAGGUGAUAAACAACGGCCGCGUGUUCGAGCGCAACAAGGUGACGGAGCUGGACACGCACCGGCCGCAGAAGGUGCUCAACAAGAUGGAGAUCGAGGAGUUGCAGCCGCCCGAGCAGUCGCAGGCGCCCGUGGGGGGGCUGCAGAUGCGGGAGGGGCAGCUGUCGCAGAAGCAGAUCAUCCAGCAGCUGAAGCAGCGCAUGAAGAAGCCCAAGCUAGGAGGUGACGUGCAGAGCGUCAUCACACGCGAGGCGCUGGGCGGGGGCGGGGGCGGCCUGGGCGUGGGCGGGGGCGGGCUGGGCGUGGGCGGCGCCCUGGCAGCCGGCCGCGUCGUGCAGGCCGACACCGGGCCCGGCCCAGCGCUGGGCCCUCUGGGCGUGGGCGGGCUGGGCAGCCUGGCCAGCCUGCGUAUCCCGAGCCCGCAUCACGGCGCCCAGCGCGACGGUGACAAGAAGAUCAUCAUCGAGGACUUUGUGGAGGUGAAGCGCCUCACGGCCAGCACUCAGCCACCUUCUGGGGCCUCUGUCAAGAAUUCCAUGGAAGGCAUGGUCAGUGGACCUGUGGAAAUAGAGUUCUUAGAAGUACUAGAAGAAGCGCUUCGCCAGUCUACCCUCCUACUUCACCGCGGCCGAAUUCGCGAAACAGCCAGUAUAGACUACAACAUCGUCUCAAAAACCCCUACCCUUAUUUACCCGGACGCUGCUACUAUGAGUCCGUGUCCCCCCAGGUCUGUGCCCGAGUCUGGUGAGGGGGGCGCCGGCAAGGAGGGCGAGUCGGGCGCGGACGACCAGCCACUCAUGGACGACAGCAUGGACCGCAGCAACGGGCGCGAGGACUGGCCCGUCGACGGUACAGGCGAGUCCCGGUUCCGGCGCAACAACUCUCGCGGCCGGCCACAGCGGCGGCAGCACUCGCGAGAGCGAGACAGCGAGCGCGAGCGCCUCGUGGAGAGACAGAGUCAGCGCAUGUCGGGGAGCGAGCGGGACAGCUCCGGCGAGAGGGAGAGGGAGCAUGUGCACAGCGCGCACUGCAAGCACAAGGAGGACGCGCCCUCCGACACCGAUGUGGAGUACACCAGGGAUGAGCAACUGACCGCGUUCCAGCCGCUGUACUCCCGCUCCACGAACAACAACGCGGCCGCCAACAGCAGCGGGGAGGCCGCUCCCGUCAAGGUCGUCAUGCGCUCCAACCUCACCUUCAACCUCGGAGACGAGUUCUUCGCGUGGAAGAACAGGGCUACCGAUGACCUUGUUAACGAGUUCUUAGGCGAGCUGUAUAUUCCGUCCAACAGCAGCGAGCGCGCGUUCGACCGGCCGGCGGGGGCGCGCGCGGGGCCCGCGGGGCUGGGGCCCAGCCCGGGCGCGGGGCCUAGCGAGCCGCGGCUCUCGCAGGACGAGAGCGGACACAACAGCAACAGCCAACACCACUCCUCUUCCUCGUCUGACAGCAGCGGGGAUUGAGUCCGCUCCGCUUCGCUACCUUCCGCGAUACUCCGACACGCUCCUGCGUAAGAAUGACUAAGCUACAAAACCUCGAAACCCUCAGAUACCAGGAGACUUUAUACUCCUCACUCCGCAACAUUCCUCCUCCCUCCUCCAUGUUCCUUCAUACUCCUCGCAUGAGAAUGUAGAAAAUAAUAUAAGAAAGCACCGUUUCUUAGAAUUUGAUUAUAAUUCUAGAUUACUGUGAAAACAUAAUAUUACACGAAAACAUACGUCUUAAAGUUCAAAUUGUAUAAUGAGGGCGAAAGGAAGAAAUUAUAUAUUGUUAUGGCCAAUAGAAAAAUAUAGAAAUUAAUAUUGAACGUGCUUGGAAAUUCAUGGUGUUUGUUAUUUAUGAUAAUUUUGCAUUGUAAAAGGAAUAAGCAUUUAAAACAUAAAAGGCACUUGUUGAAACUUGUAGAAAUACCAUUUCUAACUCCUCAUAACAACUUCCUUAUAUUAAAUCCUUCGAUAAUUAUUUACAAUGAUAACUCACUACGAUAUUCUAAAAUAUCGCAUUAAAAUAAUUGUCAUGUUAGAGAUAAAAUUAUUCCAUUUUGAUUUUUUGAGGGUUUAAAAGAAUGAAUAAUAAGUUAAAACGAUGUCUUAUUUUUAUUAAUCGUCGCAUUUAUUAUAUAAUAAGAGUCCGUCCCUUAUAAAUAUGUUUUAGUUUAAAUAAUUGAAUGAGGACAAUUAAACUAGAGUGAUGGUUAAUGCUUGUUUCUUGUGGGGUGCCCUUUGCCCAGCUGUGGGCAAGAGGCCUGUAUUGUUAUAGUAACUUAUCAAGCCUACAUAUCGAAUUUUGCUCAAUUUUUCUCCGAUACCAAACGACGUUGUUCUCCGCGCGAUUUCCGCCACACACAGACAUAAAGAUUGGUAGAAUUAAUGAGAUAAAAUUUCAAAUAAAAAAACGAACACUAAAAGCUUUCACAUCCCAUCUUUUAAAUGACUCGAACAAUUACUAUCCAACUUGUCUAAACACACUCACACAUAAUUCACCAUUAAUGUAAAACUAAUUGCAAUCGGUCAAUCCGUUUGUGAGCUAUGACGCCACACGACACGACAAACUUAUACAAAAACUUAUCAUACUGUAAACUUUAUAGUGUACUUGACUGAUGUUGACUGUAUCCAGUCGCGGUGGAGGCAGAAGUCGUUGAGUGUCGGAGAUAUUGGCUAAGAGAGGGCCGGGUUGUUAUGCAAUACUCGAAAAUAGACUUUAAAGCGAUCUGUUUUAAGUCCACAAACGUUUGACAGAAAAUUGCAACUAAAAAGCUAGUUCUGUUUGUUAGUUUUUAAUCAAUUAUGAACUUUAUAUAAAUGUUUUAAAGUCUGUUUUCGAUUGCUCUGCGCCGGCCUGAAGGGUUCUAAUUACUUUUAAUAUAAAAUACCGUGAGUCACGGCGCUCAAUUAUAGCAUAAUAAUUAUUAAUAUUAAAUUAAGCUAGUAUUAGUCAAUCCGUCCUGUUGAUUUGCAAGAUUUUCAAAUAAAAUUAUUCUCUAUAAAAUUAAUCUUCGUAAGAUAUGUGCCUUUUACUAUUCUGAUGGCUAACUUUGCUUUUAAAUGACUGAUGACGUCACAAGUUUGUAUAUGUUGAACUAAAUUGUGACGUCAUUAGUUCCUACUUUGUAACUUCACCUGUUUGUUGAACUUCUACUUUCUUUAUAUAACAAAACUAGCUUUUCGCCCGCGGCUUCGCCCGCGUCGAUGUCGGUUAUAUCGCGUUUCCAAGAGAACUCUUCAAAAG
This is a messenger RNA of Trichoplusia ni (cabbage looper), 5859 nucleotides long. RefSeq lists its product as uncharacterized. The record is from RefSeq and is a predicted model, not a curated record. The coding region runs from base 408 to 4094 and encodes 1228 amino acids. NCBI's taxonomy places the organism in Eukaryota, Metazoa, Arthropoda, Insecta, Lepidoptera, Noctuidae. The transcript is spliced from 21 exons. Gene Ontology annotation, cellular component: Golgi apparatus.